CACUUAUUUAUCAAUGUAUAAGGGUACUGUGGCAUGUAAUCAACAUUUUAAAAUGUGUAGUAAUCGUUGUUUUCAGUUUCAAUACACAACUCUUCAACUACGCCCCGCCCAAAAAAUAUUUCACAAAUAGAUAUGAUACAUUAGACCGGAACUAUCACUGUAUGGAAUAUAGUUGUCAGUUACCAUUUCACAGUCUUACAACAAUGUUGGUCUACACUUUAAUGUGUUUUCUAUUUAUAAUUGGUGAAUGUUUAACAUAUAAUAGUCAAUGGGUGCCUAGUUUUUACUUGGGUACAUAUCCUGAAAGGUUUCAAACAUUAAGAAUGUCACGGGGAUCAUGCGUUGUUUCUUUAAACACUUACAGAAACAAACAUUAUAAUGUAGAAAUACCUUUAAUCAAUGGAUCAACACCAGCAGGUUUUUGUUCAAUAUUGUUAAACAGCAUUGAGAACUCAAGUUUAGCCAUAGCAAUAGAACAAGGAUUGACAGACUUAAACAACAGUAUAAUGAAUCAAAGCAUCAAAUUAUUUAGAGUCAAAAAUGGAAAUUUGAAUCUUAUCCAAGAUGUCUGUGGAUCACCUGAUGUUCCCGGUUUAACAUUGGCCGAAUCAAACAUUGCAAUACUUUUAAUAAAAGCAGACCAAAUAAUUAAUUUUUCAUUAAGUGUGUACACAUAUCAAUCUUUAAAUAUUAACAUGUAA
This is a messenger RNA of Melanaphis sacchari, 701 nucleotides long. RefSeq lists its product as uncharacterized. The record is from RefSeq and is a predicted model, not a curated record. Bases 162 to 701 code for a protein of 179 amino acids. The transcript has 2 exons. NCBI's taxonomy places the organism in Eukaryota, Metazoa, Arthropoda, Insecta, Hemiptera, Aphididae.